AUGACAGACGCUACAGAACCGCAGCCGCAGCCGCAAGAUUUUCGCUUCAGCCUGCGCGAUCUCACGCAUUUCCCUACCCUCUCCCUCCUGCCCAAGGACAACGACCCCUCCGGUUCCGUCGACCUUAGUUACUACGAAGACCCAGGCGACGAGCCCGACGGUAUCUCCGACCCGGUCAAGCACUGGUGUCUCCUCGUUCAGAUCGUCUAUCAUACCGCGACGGACAAGGAGUUGAUAUACAACGUCCGGGACCGGGAGGGGAAGAAUUUCUUUGUUGUGUUUUAUAGGGAGGGCGAGAGCCUCCAGUUGCCUGGGAAGAAGGAGAAGGAGAGUGGGGGAGGGAAGGGAGGAGGCGGGGAACGACCGUGGCAGAAGUACUGCAAGCCAGGGAACUGCAUGGCGGUUAUGUACGCGUGCAGCCAUGUGUUCGAGGACGGCGCACUGGGGGUGCAGGUUACGGAGAGCGAGAAUGUCAAGUCGUUCCCGUGCAGCCUUGACACCUUCCUCCUCCUCGGGGACGAGCUCGAAGAGCCGCCCACCAAACCCAAGCAGUGCUCAGCGUGCGACAAGCCGGGCCCGCACAAGUGCGCCCGGUGCUCAGUCAGGCAAUACUGCGGAAAGGACUGCCAAACGAAUGAUUGGAAGGAGCGGCAUAAGAACGAGUGUGCGGCGUUCCAGCAGAUUAACGCGUGGAGGGAGAGGGAUUGGAGGGAGUUUGAUGAAUAUUGGAUAGACUAG
Molecule: messenger RNA, 738 nt
Organism: Cyclocybe aegerita
Lineage: Eukaryota; Fungi; Basidiomycota; Agaricomycetes; Agaricales; Hemipholiotaceae
Source: the annotation of a GenBank genome assembly